Messenger RNA from Aspergillus japonicus CBS 114.51, 8778 nucleotides. Its product is annotated as ATP-dependent RNA helicase BRR2. Bases 1 to 8778 code for a protein of 2925 amino acids. The record is from RefSeq and is a predicted model, not a curated record. The transcript has 4 exons. Lineage: Eukaryota; Fungi; Ascomycota; Eurotiomycetes; Eurotiales; Aspergillaceae. Gene Ontology annotation, cellular component: nucleus. Gene Ontology annotation, molecular function: nucleic acid binding; ATP hydrolysis activity; serine-type peptidase activity. Gene Ontology annotation, biological process: proteolysis.
AUGGCCGACCAAAAUAUCUCCCAGUACAAAUACUCGGCGAUGUCCAACCUGGUUCUCCAGGCGGACCGUCGUUUCAUCUCUCGUGUCAACGAUGAACCCACCGGUGACCCGGAGUCUCUCGCCGGCCGCAUCAGCAUCCGGGAAAUGGGAUCGAGGAUGGCGCGGGACGAUGCGCCGAAGACAAAGAAGAAGGCUGGUUUGACGGACAUCGAGCGAGGGUCCAUCCGCGAAGGCGAGGAUGUCCUCGCCCGCGAACAGAGAAAGACCCAGCGGGGUCAACCGGCGCAAGUACGCGGCCACGGUAUUCUGUCCGCCGCCGAUGCCCUCGUCGAGGGCCUGAAGUACCGCCCUCGCACCCCAGCCACUCGAGCCACCUAUGACCUCAUCCUCACAAUGACCGCCAGCCAUCUGGGCGAUGUACCACAUGAAGUGGUCCGCAGUGCGGCUGAUGCCGUACUGGAGUUGCUGAAGGACGAGGAUAUGAAGGAUUUUGACAAGAAGAAGGAGAUUGAUGAUUUGCUGGGCAGUUCGAUGAACCCCAAGGAAUUUAAUGAGCUUGUCAACCUGGGCAAGAAGAUCACGGAUUACGAUGCCCAGGAUGAUGACGAAGAGAUGGGCGACGGUCUGGCUGGCGAAGGAGAGGCGGAAUUGGAUGAGCGUCAGGGUGUUGCUGUCGUUUUCGACGAGGAGGAUGAGGACGACGAGCGCAUGGGCACCCUGGACGAAGUGCGCGACGACGACGAACUUUCCGAAGACGAAGCCGACCAACAGGAUGUUCCUGGUAUUGAUGACGCCACGACCGAAAAGGCAGACCUUGAAGGAUUAGAGGGCGCUGAAGAGAUGGUCAUCGACGGCGGGUUAGACCGUGGGGACGAACGCGGCAACAAGAAAACCACAGUUCUUGCACGAGAAAUCGAUGCUUACUGGCUUCAACGCCAAAUCGGUAACGCAUAUCCGGAUGCUCACGUACAACAUGAGAAGGCGACCCAAGCGCUCGAGAUUCUCGGAGGUCAAGGAGAGGAUGGCGAGGCGCGACCUCUUCGCGACGUGGAAAAUGACUUGAUGGAUCUAUUCGAUUAUGAGCAGCCCGAGCUUGUCGCCACUUUGGUCACCAACCGUGAUAAGAUUGUAUGGGUCACCCGUUGGCGCCGAGUCGCUGAAGAUGCGGAUGCCCGCCAUCUGGUCGAGAGUGAAAUGGUUGAAGCUGGACACCGCGCUAUUUUGGACGAGAUCCGGGGCAAGACCAGCCGCAACGAAGGCGCCGGUCGUCCCUCUAAAAAGAUCAAGCUAGACUUGAUGGAUGUGGAUGUUCCAAACGCUCCUCAGCAGCCGGAAGAGAAGGAGGAGGAGGGAGGAUUGGUUCGAGGCCUGCAGCCGAAGAGAUUGAUCAACCUGGAGAACCUUGUGUUCCAUCAAGGUAAUCACUUGAUGACCAACCCUAGCGUCAAGCUGCCCCAGGGCUCGACGAAGCGAACAUUCAAGGGAUAUGAAGAAAUUCACGUGCCUCCUCCUCAAGCUAAGAGAGAGCCUGGCGAGAAGAAUCUUCCUACGACCGAGCUGCCCGAGUGGGCUCGCGUUGGCUUUGGGAGUUCGAAGGAACUCAACCGGAUCCAAUCCAAGUGUUUCCCGACCGCUUUUCACGACGAUGGCAACGUGCUUGUCUGUGCCCCCACCGGUUCAGGAAAGACCAAUGUUGCCAUGCUUACUAUCCUCCGCGAGAUUGGCAAGAAUCGGAACCCGCAGACGGGCGAGAUCAUGCUGGACGACUUCAAAAUCAUCUACAUCUCUCCUUUGAAGGCACUUGUACAGGAACAGGUCGGGAACCUCGGCAAACGUCUUGAGCCUUACGGCAUCAAGGUGGCGGAAUUGAGCGGUGAUCGCCAACUUACGAAGCAGCAGAUUGCUGAGACUCAGAUUAUCGUCACCACUCCUGAGAAGUACGAUGUCAUUACUCGAAAGGCCUCGGAGACGAGUUACACCAGACUGGUCCGUCUGAUCGUCAUUGAUGAAAUUCACCUUCUUCACGACGAGCGUGGUCCUGUCAUCGAGAGUAUUGUUAGCAGAACCAUCCGCAAGGUAGAACAGACUGGCGACCCAGUCCGAAUUGUAGGUCUCAGUGCUACGCUCCCCAACUACCGGGAUGUCGCCAGCUUCCUGCGUGUUGAUCCUGCGAAGGGCCUCUUCCACUUCGAUGGCUCCUACAGACCUUGUCCUCUCAAACAGGAGUUCAUUGGCGUUACGGACAAGAAGGCCAUCAAGCAGCUGAAGACCAUGAACGAUAUCUGCUACACCAAAGUCCUUGAGCAAGUCGGACAAAAACGGAACCAGAUGCUCAUUUUCGUCCACUCUCGAAAGGAGACCGCCAAGACGGCCAAGUACAUCAGAGACAAGGCUCUUGAGAUGGAGACCAUCGGCCAGAUUCUGCGCAGUGAUGCUGCAAGCAGAGCUAUCUUGGCCGAAGAAGCUGAGUCGGUUGAUGACGCCUCGCUCAAGGAUUUGUUGCCUUAUGGAUUUGGUAUUCACCAUGCUGGUCUCAGUCUUGCUGAUCGAGACUCCGUCCAGGCGCUUUUCGCUGACGGCAGCAUCCAAGUCCUCGUAUGUACAGCAACUCUUGCCUGGGGUGUCAACUUGCCUGCCCACACAGUUAUCAUCAAGGGCACUCAGAUCUACUCGCCUGAGAAGGGUAGCUGGGUCGAGCUCAGCCCUCAAGAUGUCCUGCAGAUGUUGGGACGUGCUGGACGACCUCAAUACGACACCUUCGGUGAAGGUAUCAUUAUCACAACGCAAACCGAAAUCCAGUAUUACCUCUCCCUUUUGAAUCAGCAAUUGCCAAUCGAGAGUCAGCUCGUCAGUAAGCUUGCUGACAAUAUGAAUGCCGAGAUCGUUCUCGGAAACAUUCGUACUCGUGACGAGGGAGUUGACUGGCUGGGUUAUACUUACUUGUUCGUCCGCAUGCUCCGCUCACCUGGCCUUUACAGCGUGGGUGCAGACUAUGAAAGUGAUGACGCCCUUGAGCAGAAGCGCGUUGAUCUUGUUCACUCUGCUGCCGUGAUUCUGGAAAGAGCAGGCCUUGUGAAGUAUGACAAGAAGACAGGUCGUAUGCAAUCCACGGAGCUUGGUCGUAUCGCCUCCCACUACUACAUCGGCCACAACUCCAUGUUGACCUACUCUCAGCACCUUCAACCUAACAUCACCACGAUCGAGCUGUUCCGAAUCUUCGCUCUUAGCGAUGAAUUCAAGUACAUCCCGGUCCGUCAAGAUGAGAAGCUGGAGCUUGCGAAGCUACUUGGUCGUGUGCCUGUCCCUGUCAAGGAAGGGAUCGACGAGCCUCAUUCCAAGAUCAAUGUCUUGCUCCAAGCUUACAUCUCUCGCCUCAAGCUGGAAGGACUUGCCCUGAUGGCAGAUAUGGUUUAUGUUACCCAAUCAGCUGGUCGUAUUCUGCGCGCUAUUUUCGAAAUCUCAUUGAAGAAGGGAUGGUCAUCUGUGGCUAAGACUGCUCUCAACCUGUGCAAGAUGGCCGAGCGGCGCAUGUGGCCCACUAUGACACCCCUCCGUCAGUUCCCGUCCUGCCCAAGAGACAUCCUGCAGAAGGCGGAGAGAAUCGACGUCCCUUGGGGUAGCUACUUCGACCUUGAUCCUCCUCGCAUGGGUGAGCUCCUAGGUAUGCCCAAGGCUGGACGUGUUGUCUGCGAUCUUGUCUCCAAGUUCCCUCGUCUGGAGGUUCAGGCCCAGGUUCAACCCGUCACUCGCUCCAUGCUACGGGUCGAGCUGACGAUCACUCCUAACUUCGUUUGGGACGAGACACUACAUGGCUCUGCUCAAGACUUCUGGAUUCUGGUGGAGGAUUGCGAUGGCGAGGAGAUCUUAUUCCACGACCAGUUCCUUCUGCGGAAAGACCACGCACAAUCGGAGAUGAACGAGCAUCUCGUCGAGUUCACUGUCCCCAUCUCCGAGCCUAUGCCUCCGAACUACUUCAUUUCGCUGGUAUCUGAUCGCUGGAUGCACUCGGAAACCAAGAUUGCCGUCUCCUUCCAAAAACUGAUCCUUCCUGAACGUUUCCCGCCCCACACUCCUCUUUUGGAUAUGCAAAGGGCACCAGUGAAGGCAUUGAAGCGCGAAGAUUUCCAGCAGCUGUACCCCGACUGGCAGUUCUUCAACAAGAUCCAGACGCAAACUUUCAAGUCUCUCUUUGACACAGAUGACAACGUGUUUGUUGGUGCUCCCACUGGUAGCGGAAAGACUGUGUGUGCCGAGCUUGCCUUGUUGCGUCACUUGUCCCAGCAGGAUAGCGGCCGUGCUGUGUACCUUGCUCCAUUCCAAGAGCUCGUUGACCAGCGUCUGGCGGACUGGCAGAAGCGACUGAGCCAGCUUUCCGGUGGCAAGAACAUCGUCAAGCUUACUGGCGAAACCACCGCCGAUCUCAGACUUCUGGAACGAGCCGAUCUCGUUCUUGCCACACCAAGUCAAUGGGAUGUCUUGUCCCGGCAAUGGCGGAAGCGCAAGAACGUCCGGACGGUGCAACUCUUCAUCGCCGAUGAGCUGCACAUGCUCGGAGGCUAUGGCGGAUACGUGUAUGAAGUGGUUGUUUCGCGCAUGCACUCCAUGGCUCUGGAGAUCGAGAAUGGCAUGCGCAUCAUCGGCUUGAGUGUGCCUCUUGCGAACGCUCGUGACAUCGGCGAGUGGAUUGGCGCCAAUAAACACACGAUCUACAACUUCAGCCCUCACGCCAGACCAGUGCCAUUGGAGCUCCACAUUCAAUCGUUCACCAUUCCGCACUUCCCUUCGCUCAUGCUCGCCAUGGCCAGACCAGCAUACCACUCCAUCCUGCAGUUGUCUGCUGAUAAGCCGGCCAUCGUCUUCGUGCCUAGCCGUAAGCAAACCCGUGCUACUGCCAUGGACCUGUUGGCUGCUUGUGCCACGGAUGACGAUGAGGACCGGUUCCUCAACGCAGAUGUGAACGAGCUUGCUCCUCUUCUUGGUCGAAUUCAAGAACAGACGUUGGCUGAGUCUCUUUCCCACGGCAUCGGUUAUUACCAUGAGGCUUUGAGUGCUACUGAUAAGCGCAUCGUGUCUCACCUGUUCUCCAUUGGCGCUAUUCAGGUUCUCCUCGCUUCCCGUGAUGUUUGCUGGGAGCUCGACCUGACGGCACAUCUGGUGAUUGUCAUGGGCACUCAAUUCUUCGAGGGCCGUGAGCACCGCUACAUUGACUACCCAAUCAGUGAGAUCCUUCAGAUGUUCGGCAAGGCUUCUCGUCCCGGCGAUGACAAGCUUGGCCGUGGUGUGCUCAUGGUGCCUGCCGUCAAGCGCGAUUAUUACAAGAAGUUCUUGAACGAGGCGUUGCCUGUCGAGAGUCACUUGCAGGCUUACUUGCAUGAUGCGUUUGUCACCGAGGUUAGCACGAGAACGAUUACCUCGACCCAAGACGCCAUUGACUGGAUGACGCACACCUACUUCUACCGCCGCUUGCUGGCUAACCCGAGCUUCUACGGUCUGACCGAUGUCAGCCACGAGGGUCUUAGUACAUUCCUCUCUGAGCUGCUCGAAAACACCCUGAAGGAAUUGUCGGACGCCAAGAUCGUGGAUCUGGAUGAGGAAGAGGACAGCGUCGCUCCUCUGAACGCCGCCAUGAUUGCCUCCUACUACAACAUUUCCUUUAUCACAAUGCAGACCUUCCUCCUCUCUUUGUCGGCGCGUACCAAGCUCAAGGGCAUUUUGGAGAUCAUCACUUCCGCCACGGAGUUUGAAAACAUCCAGAUGCGUCGCCACGAGGAGCACAUUCUUCGCCGCGUGUAUGAUCGUGUACCGGUUAAGAUGGCUGAGACCUCGUACGACUCGCCCCACUUCAAGGCAUUUGUGCUGCUGCAGGCUCAUUUCUCGCGCAUGCAACUGCCCAUUGAUCUUGCCAAGGAUCAGGAAGUUAUUGUCAGCAAGGUGCUCAACCUCCUGAGUGCGUGUGUGGACGUCCUCUCCUCGGAGGGACAUUUGAACGCGAUGAAUGCGAUGGAGAUGUCACAGAUGGUAGUCCAGGCCAUGUGGGACCGGGAUAGUCCACUGAAGCAGAUUCCUCACUUCGGCCCCGAGGCUAUCAAGGUGGCGAAUGAGUAUAACAUCAACGACAUCUUCGAGUUCAUGGAAGCCAUGGAUCCCUCGGAGAACAAGGACUACGCGACAUUGAUCAAGCGUCUUGGUCUGGACAACAAGCAGCUGGCCCAAGCUGCCGCGUUCACGAACGAGAAAUAUCCCAACUUGGAGCUUGACUUUGAGGUUGAGGAUCCCGAGAACAUCACUUCGGGCGAGCCGGCCUAUCUCAAGAUCAAGAUCGAGCGAGAGGUGGAGGAGGACGAAGAGCCGGAUACGACCGUGCACGCACCAUUCUACCCUAGCAAGAAGAUGGAGAAUUGGUGGUUGGUCGUCGGCGAUGAGAAGACCAAGAAUUUGCUCGCGAUUAAGCGGGUCACUAUCGGCCGGAAGCUGGAUCUGCGUCUGGAGUACAUCGUUCCCACGCCGGGAGAGCAUGAGCUGACGUUGUACCUGAUGAGCGACAGCUAUCUAUCUAUCUAUCUUAUCUAUCAGGCCCUUGCCGGUCGCAGUGUCAUGACCAUCCGAUCCAUGAAAUUCACUCCAGAAGUUCUCCUGGGAGCUCCUCGGCGCUCUGGCCCUGUGCCGAAUGCCUCAGGCACCCUUGCGGUGUACACCCAGACCUCCUAUUCGUUCGAAUCCCACUCCAAAACCAACGAGAUCCGAGUCUUGGACAUCGAGAGCGGCAGGUCGGCUCUAAUCACCAACGAUGCCGGCGCCAGCUGUCCCCAGUGGCUAGGCGACAGCAAUCAGCUCGUCUGGUUGAAGGCCAAGGCGAACGGCAACACGAGCUUCAUCAUCGGUGAUGCGCGCGAGGCAGACAAGACCUACACCGCGGGCACGGUUCCUGGCCCAGUCUCGGACCUCAAGGUCACCGUUGUCGAGCCGGGGAGGAUUGGCUUUGCGGUCACCGGCAAGGCCAACACGGACGGCACCUUAUACAACCCGCACGACGCGAAGAAGCCGACCAGCACCGGGCGCCUUUAUACUUCGCUGUUCGUGAGGCACUGGGACUCGUAUGUUGAGCCCCAGAAGAACGCCAUCUGGUAUGGUCUGCUCCAGCAGGCACCCCUGUCUCCGCCUACUCGGCAGGCGGGGAAGUACGCUGUCUCGGGGCUCACCAACUUGAUUCAAGUGUGUGGCUUGACGGGGGUCGAGUCGCCGAUUCCCCCGUUUGGGGGCACGGGCGACUUUGACAUCAGUCCGGAGGCUAUUGUGUUCGUGGCCAAGGAUCCGAGCUUGAACCCCGCCACGCACACGUCCUGCUCAUGCUACUAUUGUCCGAUGUUCUCCUGGACAAGUGUGACUGCCAUGGAGACUCGAGUGUGCGCUGUGAAGGGCCUCGAAGGAGCCAUGUCUUCCCCAGUGCUGACGUCGGAUGGUAGCUCCAUCGCGCUCCUGGCGAUGCGUGAGGACGGCUAUGAGUCGGAUAAGAGACGUAUCCUCUAUGUGCCUAACCCGUGGAGUGGUGAGAUGAUCGAGAUCUUUGCAUCGCCGGAUGGAGAAGGCGCCUGGCCUCUUAGUCCAUCCGGGUUGACAUUUGCACAUGACGACAAGUCGUUGUUCAUUCAGGUCGAGGAGACCGGACGAGGAGUGCUUUAUCAGUUACCCUUAGAGAAUGUCCGCCACUCUACUCCUGAUGUGCUGAAGAAGCUGACACACUCGGGAUUUGUGACGGAGGUGUAUCCCGCAGCAGCCAACUCUGGUAAACUACUCAUCGCUAGCAGCAGUCUUGUGGACAACAGCAAGUGGUCGAUCAUAGAUCCUGAAUCGCCGAAGGACGUCCGUGUGAUAUCCUCUAUCGGACGCGAUGGUGCUUCUUUCGGGCUCUCGCCCACGCAGGUGGAUGAAAUCUGGUACCGUGGCGCCAACGACACACCCGUCCAUGCGUGGGUGGUGAAGCCGUCCGACUUCAAGCCCGGGGAGAAGUAUCCGCUGGCAUAUCUGAUCCAUGGAGGUCCCCAGAGCGCAUGGUGCGAGCAAUGGAGCACUCGAUGGAACCCGGCGAUCUUUGCCGAGCAGGGCUAUGUUGUCGUCACACCUAAUCCUCGCGGCAGCACCAGCUACGGGCAGAGAUUCACGGACGAGAUUCGUAAUGCCUGGGGCUCGCUACCCUACGUCGACCUUGAAAAGGGGUUUGACUACAUUGCCGAGAAUCUGGACUAUGUUGAUACCUCGCGAGCGGUGGCUCUUGGCGCCUCUUAUGGCGGGUACAUGGUCAACUGGAUCCAGGGCCACCCAUUGGGUCGGCGGUUCAAGGCGCUUGUGACUCACGAUGGAGUGUUCAGCAUGAACUCGAUGCUCGCCAGUGAAGAGCUCUACUUCCCGCUGCGGGACCUCAAGGGUCCGUUGUGGAAGGUACCCGAGAAUUGGGAGCGCUGGGAUCCCUCUCGUCAUACCGCCAACUGGCAGACACCGCACUUGAUCAUCCACAACGAGCUGGACUACCGGUUGACCAUCGCCGAGGGCCUGGCUGCAUUCAAUGUCUUGCAACUGCAGGGGGUAGAUAGCGCCUUCUUGACCUUCCCGGAUGAGAAUCACUGGGUGCUCAACCCGGAGAACUCACUCAUGUGGCAUUACACCGUUCUGAACUGGAUCAACAAGUACACGGGCCUCCCGGCGGCCUCCAGCAAGUAUGCCGAGUUCAGCGCGACGAAGGCCCCGUCGAUGGAGAAGCGGCUGGAGACUGUGUCAUUGUGA